GUAAAUUAUGGUCCACAAUGAUAUUUGAAAUGACAAGCGCGGGGUCCCUGAGGAAUGUGUCAUUGUUGUUGUUGUGAUGUGAAGUUUCUCACCGGACUGAGUUUUGGCGCCUUUUCUCAUAUUUGUUCUCUUCCCGUCGCUGUUCUGAAAAUAAUUGCCCUGCCAACAGUUGCUCUCAGACGCAGGUUCGAAUCCUCGUCACGGCCCUUGACGAUUUGUCCUACCAGCUCUGCUCAAGGGAAACGGCAUGCAGAGGUAUGACGAUUCGGAGCCGCUUUUCGGCGAGGAAGUGUACCAGUUACUGCGAGAUGACUCCCUCUUGCACCGUACAGGCUCCAAUAACUUCGCUGCCCUCAUAGACUCCUCAGACUCUCUUCACUACCACGACGACACGCAGCUACAACCUCUCGCCUUCCCGCAGGCCGUCACUAGCCAGGUCUUGUCUGGCACUGGUACACCAGGGCUCAUCCUCUCUCCUCCUUCACAGCCUCACGAACAACAACACUACACAUCACAGCAGCCUACCGAACUUCACUGGGACAGAAUAACUGAUAACGAUGAUAUUAAGAUUCCUAGUUCUCUUGGGCAGUUUGUUCAACAGGAGCCACUUGGGUCCAUGCUAGAGAGCGGCUCUUCCUACACACUACCAGACACGACCCCAACUCAUACGGUGCCCUCCUUGCAGCCUUGGCCAGGCCGUUUCUUAUUCUCCAUUCGUGUACCAACUGAUAACAAGGACCGCAACAAGUGGUGCUACAGCCAGAGCCUGCAGAAGCUAUAUGUUUGUCCAAAUGUUGCUGUGCCGGUGAAUGUAUCACUCGGCGAGUGGGCUGAUGCUAAGAUUACUAUCACUCCAGUCUUCAAGGAGAGUCGCUGUCGAUUAGAACCAGUGACUCGCUGCUACAACUGCAAGUCCUCACAAGUAAGUGAGGGUGAAUCAGCUUUAGCAGAACAUAUUAUCCAGCUGGACGGAGAAGGUUGUGAAUAUAGCUGCGUUAAUGAGAGGCACAUAGUGACGGUGCCUCUUCAACCCCCACCACCUGGAGAAAAUGUUUCAACUUUAUUCAUGAAGUCGAUGUGUCUAACAUCUUGCGUUGGAGGACCAAAUAGAAAACCUUUUAACGUCGUGUUUACCCUUCGAAGCACAGUUACCGGUUUAGAAGUUGGUAGGCAAGUGCUGGACGUCAAGUGUUGCAAGUGUCCCUCACGUGAUAUGGCAAAUGAAGAGCAUAAUCAAAAUAAACGUGUUGGCAUGGUUACUCUGGAUGAUGAAAAGCAAAUCAAGGUGAGGAAAUUAGCUUCUGAGAUUGUAGUAGGCCAAAAGAGAAAGAGACCAAACAUCAAACUUGAACCAGGAACUGAACUGCGUACUGUGAAGAUCGAUUGUCCUGAAGUAUUUGAGACUCAAGUCAAGCAGUACAUAAAUUAUCUCUCUGUCGCAAGGGUACUCAAACACACCCAGCCGAGUUUGUUUCUGUACCCAGACGUGAUUUAGAGAUUGAACAUCACUGCUGCAGAGUUGUGUACUGCUUUUUAGUGACCUUGGCAGGUCCUUGUCAAAAGAUGGUGCCAAGCCAAGAAAACUCUAUAACACUACAAGUGGCCUUGAUAGUAAUGCUAUGUUUAAAAACUGGGUGAUGUACAUUACAUUUUAAGGAUAAAACUGAACAAAUUUUGACUCUGGGUUAGAGUAUGGUAAGCCCACAUCACAUUACCAAGACACUUUUCUUCCAAUAUGAUGGUCAUUCUUUAAUAUUUUGCUGGGUGCAGCUCUGUGCAGAUUAAAUAUAAUUUAACAAAUUGAUCUUUUGUUGAACUUACAAUUUUAUCUAAUUUAUAUAAGUAUUUUGUUUACAUUGGCAGUAGUAUCAAGUAAUACUAUAUACUAAAUUAAGUUUUUAAAUUUAGUUUUGAAGUAGCUGACACCCUGCACUUGUUUAUGGUUUAAAGAAGAAUCUGUCUUAUAAUAUUUAAGGGAAUGUGCUUUGCUCGUGUACUGCUGAGUCUUAUGAGUGGAAGAUGCACCCAUUAGAGAGUAAAGCACAAGUUUAUAUUUUUACAUAAAAUAAUGUUUUUUGUUAUGGUUGGCUCCUUGUUCUUGGUAUUGAAUAUGUAUUCUUGUACCGUUGUCCUCUAAGGUAACUUUUGUUUGGUCUUCACAUUAGUGCUUUAGUUGGUGGCAUGAUUAACUAGCACAUUUCAAUUCUAUUAAAAGUAAACUCCUGUAAAUCCUCGUUUCAUUUUUUCUGCAUGGUCUUAAUUUGGCAUUAAUAAGCCAGGUAUGUUUUGAACAGUAAGUUUUAAAAAUUAGGUUUUACAAAUACUGUGCCUACAUAUCAAGGAUAAUUAGUAACUACACAGGAUACAUAUUUUAAGUAUAUUAGGGCACAUGAUAAUUACAGCUCUUUAGUGAUUGAUGUAUGCAAGGAUAUUAGAGAAACAUGCACGAGCAGCAGCUUUGAGGGCACAUUUUGCUCCUAAAAAAACGUGCAUAAAUUUUACAUGGGUCACCCAAUUUGAUAACUUUUCAUACAUGCAAAAAAUGUUCUCAGAUCUCUGGUCCCCAGUGUUUCAGUGGUGUCUGCUCUAUUAUAAUCCAAGAAAACUUACAUUGUUAUUAAUGAAAGAGAUUUCUGCCGACAUAAUCAGUUGGUUCAAUGCUCAUGUUGGUGUACUACAAGAAUCUUGUAUAGUGAAACAUGCUAAAAAGUCAAAGAUUUUUAUUUUUUUGUUAAAAUAAAGUUGCAUUAUCAUUUAAUGAAAUGGAUGGUGAUUGUUAUUUUCACCUUGUAGGGUGUUCCUUUCAAUUUAUAGGGUGUCCUGCACUUAAUUCUCACAUUCCGCAUGACAUGUAUAUGACAAACAUUUCUUUCAAUUGCCCACUUUUUUUUUAAUUCUUUAGGCCACCCUACUUCAUCUCUACAUUGAAUGUAGAUAAUUAAAAUAGAAAAACAAACAAAUAUUUUGUUCAUUAAAUUUAAAUUCAAUGUGAUUAAUUACAUAUUAAAAUGAAUCAAUUAA
Molecule: messenger RNA, 3021 nt
Organism: Procambarus clarkii (red swamp crayfish)
Lineage: Eukaryota; Metazoa; Arthropoda; Malacostraca; Decapoda; Cambaridae
Source: RefSeq, a predicted model, not a curated record